GUGUUGCAGCUCCGCAGGACUUGCCAGAACCUCGGUUGCGUGCCGCUGUCAACAAGUCUCUAACUCUCCUGGGGGUCUCGUACCUGGACCUGUACCUCAUCCACUGGCCCGGUGCCCAAGGUUUGGAAGCCAGCAGUCCUGACAACGCAAAGUUCCGCCUGGAAGCCUGGAAGACCAUGGUGCAACUCCAUGACAGAGGUCGAGGAGUGCUAAGAGCCAUCGGAGUUAGCAACUUCACACCCAAACACUUGGACCAGAUCAUCAAGGCCACUGGAGUCCCUCCUGCUGUCAACCAGGUGGAGUUCCAUCCACACUACAGACAGCCGGAUGAGAUGUACACUCUCUGCCACAAAUACCGAAUCCUGCUCCAGGCCUACAGCUCACUAGGGGGCUCUCACAACAAAGCGUUGUUGACAGAUCCAGUGGUAGAGAAAAUUGCUGAAAAAAUUAAAGUGACACCUGCCCAGAUUCUCCUACGAUGGGCUCUACACGUAGGCUAUGCUGUUAUCCCCAAGUCUGUGACCCCGGAGUAUAUCCACAGUAACACUCAGCUGGACUUCUCCCUGUCCAGAGAAAACAUCUACGCAAUCUCUCUGCUUGUAAUACAAGAGAAGUACGCUUGGGAUCCUGUCACUGUCUUUUAAUUGUCCACACAAUUUUUUAACAUUGUUUCCUUUUAUCAAAGUUUUAUUAUUUAUGAAUAAAUGUAUUUUUUUAUUGAUUCUA
Homalodisca vitripennis (glassy-winged sharpshooter) is the source of this 726-nucleotide messenger RNA. RefSeq lists its product as uncharacterized. Lineage: Eukaryota; Metazoa; Arthropoda; Insecta; Hemiptera; Cicadellidae. The record is from RefSeq and is a predicted model, not a curated record. Gene Ontology annotation, molecular function: oxidoreductase activity. Bases 177 to 644 code for a protein of 155 amino acids. The transcript has 4 exons.